AGAGAAAGAGAGAGAGAGAGACACACACACACACACACACCUCUACACGCUCCUGCCUGAAGACAUCAUUAUCCCUCACUGUUCACUGAGCAGUGUGUAUGUGUGCACUAGGACGAUAGAGAGACCUCUUUACUCCACACACACAGGACAGAUGGCCGGUUUAAGGAGUGCAGUGCUUCUCCACGUCCUGCUCUUCGUCUUGGCGGGAUGCUGCGGUGUCCAGGGCGCUGUGCGGAGCGGAAAAGAGCCGGACAAUACCGGCGGCAAUUUCCUGGAAGACGAGCAAUGGCUGUCUACUAUCUCCCAGUACAGCCGCAAGAUAAAGCACUGGAACCGCUUCAGAGACGAUGACUACGUCAGAAGUGUGGACGAUCCCCAGGGAUCCGAGGAAAGUCUGGACACAACCAAGGACCCGUGCCAGAAGGUGAAAUGUAGCUGGAACAAAGUGUGUGUGUCCCAGAACUACCAGAGACCCAUGUGCAUCAACCGCAAGAAAGUGGAACACAGGAUCAGGCAGCCUGAACCGAAUCCUCACGCAAGCAGCUGUAAACCAUGUCCCCUGUCAGCCUCAAACCCUGUGUGCGGAUCUGAUGGACAUAACUAUGCUUCACAGUGUAAGCUGGAGCAGCAGGCGUGUUUGAGUGGUAAAACGCUAGCUGUUAAGUGUGCAGGACCCUGUCCAUGUAUUAGUGAGCCUGUUCCAAACCCUGAGACAGAAACACCUUCUGUUGCCAAAGCAGAGAGCUGCACGGGUCAGGACUUGGCAGAUUUAGGGGACAGGCUCAGGGACUGGUUCCAGCUUCUCCAUGGCAAUGCUAAAAUGAACAGCUCUGGCAGACAGGGAUCGGGAACAGCUUCAGUGUUUGAGAAGAACUUGGUGGCAGGCUGCAAGGACUCCAUUGGCUGGAUGUUCUCCAAGCUGGACACCAGCAACGACCUCUACCUGGACCACUCUGAGCUGGCUGCUAUAAACCUGGAGAAGUACGAAGUGUGUAUCAGACCGUUCUUCAACUCCUGCGACUCGUACCAUGAUAACAAGGUCUCCAUGGCUGAGUGGUGCCUCUGCUUCUGGAGGGAGAAACCCCCCUGUCUGGCUGAGAUUGAGAGACUCCAAGUGAAGGAGGUAGCCAAGAGGAAACCAGGUAUGUUCAUCCCGAGCUGUGAUGAAGAUGGCUAUUACAGGAAGCUACAGUGUGACCAAAGCAGAGCAGAAUGCUGGUGUGUUGAUCUACAUGGCACUGAGGUCACCGGUUCACGAGUUCGUGGCAAGCCUGACUGUGAUGAGUUAGUGGGCUACUCUGGAGACUUUGGCAGUGGAGUAGGAUGGGAAGAUGAAGAAGAGAAAGAGACAGAGGAAAACGCAGAAGAGGCUGAAGAAGAAGAGGAACCCGAACCGGAAGAGACUGAUGAUGGAGGAUACAUCUGGUAGACAGAGAACACCAUUUUCAUCGCACUUGUGCUCCUUGAAGCCCAUUUGUUAUCAGUCUUAAUUCAUUUAAAUAGCAUAUUGCUUGAAGGAAGCUGUUGGAAAGGCUUUAAUGGGCGAUUUUGACACAUUUAUUCUGGGUUUCAGUUUUAUUCUUCGAAUUCUCAUGCUGAUGCUUUCUGAAAACAUACAAAUCUGAUCAGGUAUAAAAAACAAACAAAAAAAAGAAUAAGCUAUUUGAACUUGAAAUGAUCACAUUUAAGCAUUAAAUCAUGUUGCCUAUCUUAGCUUGUAGUGACAUAAUGUGCUGAGUAUAAUGUGUUAAUCAUUAAUCAAAUCUAAAACAGUGAAGUGAAUGGAAAUCUGCGCCGCUGCUAGAAAGUAAGACUCGGGAAGGUGCUUGCUGUAACUGAGACGCUUAUCCACCUGACCUGUAGAUCAGUACAUUAAACUCUGACCGAGAGGAAUUUGAAGAGACACUGAUAGGUUUUUAUUCCGAUAUACAAUAUGCUUCAUGUUUGCUCGUAUAAUAUCUGCACAGGAAGUGUCUCAGCUGUGCUGGAGGAACAACCGGUAACGUUGAAUUUAUUUGUGUAAUUAACUCUCUCUGUUAAACAGACACAAGGUUGCCUCUGUAGAGUUUCCUAUUCAAACUGACCUACAAUAUAUUUCCGUCCACUAUACUGUAACUACUAUAACUUUAAUUAUACAUUUAUAGAAAACCAAAAACAGAACCAAUUAUUAUUAUAACUAAUAUAUUUUAGGAUCAGGAGUCGAAUGUUUCACUACCACACUUAGAUUUCUGAUGGAUGAGAAUGACCAUAAUAACAAGAAUUUUUGAUUUUCUUACACACGGUAUUUACACAUCUGAUGAUGAUGGUGGUCAUUUUCUUGAACGUCUUUUGUUUUCUUUCUACUGUAUUUGAAAAACUGUGUGAUUUUCUUAUGCUUUUGGCAAGAUAUGUGAGAUGGGUCGAUAGUUUUUACAGUAAUUGCAUGUUAGUUAAGAAGAAUGUACAGUUACUGUAUGAAUGUUGAAUAUUAUGGCUCUCUGGUGUGACCUCCUUUUGUUCUUCAUCUCAUUGUGAGUAAUCGUGAUAGACAGUGACAGUCACAGCAGUCCAGACCUGAUGUCCGAAUGACAAACAAACAAACAAACAAACGUUAUUGUUAAUGAUAUAUUAAGUUGUGUUUAGAUUGUUAUACAUGUCUUUUAAUACAUGGGAAAGUACUGUAUAUUGUGACAUUUUGAAGGGAACGUCUCAUUUCGAAUGAAACAACCAGAACAAAGAGUCCAAGAAUGUUCAAGCUGUGUACACCAUGUAAACAUAAUAAAAGGACUAUUUACUCCUACAGAGACUUGCUAGAGGAAUGGUUAGAAGAACCGCGUAGCAGCUUUGUAAUGCCACAUAUUCUGUUGUGAACGUCAGAUUUAAACGGCGCUGCUGCCUUCUUUCAUGAAUUUUACGACAAAACAGGAUCAUGGAAAGAUAAUAUAGUGUACAAACAUAGCUACCCGCCUCAGUUUAUUGUGAUUAUGCUUGUGUCAUCACUGUAUGUGAAGUCGCUCAUGCGGUGUGUUAUACAGAGCUGCUGGAACAGGUUGAAUCGACGCUCUUUAAUGUAACGUGAGAGAAUGUACGAGAAACAUUCGAGAUUGUGAUUAGUUGAUGCCCCACAUCACUUCAUGCUGAAUUAAGGCUUGCAGAAGAGAGAUGCACACACACACACACACACUGUAGUUGAUACACUGUAAAUGCUACCUGUAUUUAAUUUUGCAUUCAAUUCUGUAUGGGAGGGAGGGGACUGAUUGAAAUCUAAACAAUCUAAACAAAUUGGAAUCGUUUUAGAAUUUGGGUAAACACAUAUUUGGGUCAGAAAUAAGGAAGAAUAAAACCCUCCACACGUUCUCUCGCUUCACAUUAACACCGAGCUGCUACUGUGUACUCAUUGCUGCUUAGCUCAGCUCGUGACAUGUUUUCUCACUGUGUUUGAUAUUUGAUAAUAAACCAGCACUGGAAAUCA
This is a messenger RNA of Hemibagrus wyckioides, 3451 nucleotides long. RefSeq names its product testican-2-like. The record is from RefSeq and is a predicted model, not a curated record. Bases 152 to 1429 code for a protein of 425 amino acids. Gene Ontology annotation, molecular function: protein binding; calcium ion binding. Lineage: Eukaryota; Metazoa; Chordata; Actinopteri; Siluriformes; Bagridae. The transcript has 10 exons.